AUGAUGUCCAUGGCAAUGACAGAUUUUGAAUUGUAUUGGCCUCGUGGUGGUCGAGUGGCACGUGUUAUCGAAGGUGGAGAAAUAGCAGGAAUCAACGGCUUUAUGCAUAUGAUCGAGGACGUCCUCAUCUACGAACCCGAUCUUCGCGCUCAUGGAGGCUAUGUGGAAGUGCUAAGCUGGCAAUUGAUGCUUGUGCUUGUUUUCAUGUUAUGGAGACCGGGUGGUUUAUCGUAA
Cooperia oncophora is the source of this 234-nucleotide messenger RNA. NCBI's taxonomy places the organism in Eukaryota, Metazoa, Nematoda, Chromadorea, Rhabditida, Trichostrongylidae. The record is from the annotation of a GenBank genome assembly.